Tribolium castaneum (red flour beetle) is the source of this 2695-nucleotide messenger RNA. It is a transcript of the gene Sytbeta, whose product is annotated as Synaptotagmin beta. The record is from RefSeq and is a predicted model, not a curated record. The coding region runs from base 210 to 1868 and encodes 552 amino acids. Gene Ontology annotation, molecular function: clathrin binding; phosphatidylserine binding; SNARE binding. NCBI's taxonomy places the organism in Eukaryota, Metazoa, Arthropoda, Insecta, Coleoptera, Tenebrionidae. The transcript has 6 exons. Gene Ontology annotation, biological process: regulation of calcium ion-dependent exocytosis; cellular response to calcium ion; calcium-ion regulated exocytosis. Gene Ontology annotation, cellular component: plasma membrane; exocytic vesicle.
AAUGUGAAAAAGAGUCAAGUUGUGAAAAUUAAUGAUCGUCGAACGUAAACGUAGGUCGUAGAUCGCAGGCAGCCCUCAACCUGUUGAGCCCGGGAGAAACGUCGCGACGAGCUUUCAGUAUGUUGAAACGCGUCCGGCUAAGCAACACGAGCUUUACCCGGAAUUAGAGAGAAAAAGCGAAUCAAAAUUCGAGCAUGUCGUGAUGUUCGAUGGUCGGAAUGAUGUCGGGAAUGGGACCUGCCGGCUGCUGGGUGACACACAAGAGGCUGGAGUCGUGGGCUAGGGCGGCCAAAGAACGCGCCCUUGGCACCACCAAGCACAACAACCAAGAAAAUGGAAGCAAUACAAAUUGUAGCAAUAACAGCAUCGAGGAAUUCAACGUAGCGAAGGAGCAACACAUUAUCCAGCCUCCCCAAAACACCUCAGCUCAGGCAUUAACAGCUGAAUUAAUGAAAAUGCCGUUGGAAUUAUGUUCCGCACCCCAAGGCUCGCAUUCGUUGCAACACCAGUCGAAAUCGUAUCCUGGGGGACAGCCACUUUUAUGCCGAACCCCCAGCGUCUCCUCACAAAGUAGCUUAGACAGCAGUGCAUCCAGACAGGGCCACCGAGGCUCGUCCCCGCAGAUCCGCACCUUCGCCCCGGACGGCAAAACGCCCGUCCACCAGGAAGCCAUCCACACCUCCAGCUACCCUCUGCGCAACUCCAGCCGCUCCCCUUCGCCUCUUCGAGCGGCCUCCCUGGACAUCCGCUGCUCGUCCCCCGGAACAUCGACCGUGAGUGGUGAGGAAAUCCGGACGCCUUCUCCGUCGCAAUCCAGCUUGGCGUCGCUCACCGGAGGAUCGGUCAGCUCGUGCAAUUCUCCGAUUCCGGCGUCGCCAAGGACCGUCGGCCUGGGCAGGUGUCUAUCGCCGCUUCUGAUUCCGUCAACGAGAGCACACACGCCGGAAGUUAACGUUGCGGCGCCGCCAGCCAGUCCCCUGGGGGCUAUUCAGCCCGAUCUGUACCUACGGAAGGACGGGCCGCUCUUCAUAGGCAGCAGCCCCAAAGCGGGGCCCAGUUUAGGAAGACUGCACUUUCGGCUCAAGUAUGACUUCGAUAGGAGUGAUCUGGUGGUUCAUUUGAUUGAAGCCCACGACCUGGCGGGCAGCGACCAAGGGGGCUUUAACGACCCCUACGUCCGCCUGGCCCUUUCGCCGGAAGUUGACGCGCGUAAACGCCAAACGACAAUCCGUCGCAACGACCCAAAUCCGUUUUUUGAUCAACACUUCAAAUUUCCAAUAUCGCAUGAAGAUCUGCAAUCGAAAACGCUCAUCCUACAAGUGUUUGAUUACGACCGAUUUUCCCGAAACGAUGUCAUCGGCGAAGUUAGAAUGAGCAUGGACGAAUUCGACGUUACAUCGAGCAUAGAAGUGUGGGGAGAAAUCACCAAAAAUAAAAAACCACCAGAAGAAUUACAAGAAGUGCUCGUCUCACUCAGUUAUUUGCCUUCGGCUGAAAGACUGACGGUGGUGUUACUGAAAGCGAGAAACCUGUUCCUGCCACAGGAGAAGGAUACCAUAGAUCCGUUCGUUAAAGUGUAUCUCCUCGUUAACGGCAAGCGAAUAAAAAAGAAGAAAACAGCCGCCAGAAAGGGCACCACGAACCCAGUCUGGAACGAAGCUUUAACCUUUAGCUUGUCGGCUUCGAACGUGGCUAACGCCGCAAUUGAGAUCUGCAUAAUGGACCAAGCGAACGACUUGAUGGGGAGCAACCCGCUGAUAGGCUGCUGCAUAAUCGGCCCUAAGGAAGCAGGCCCAGAGAGGGACCACUGGCUGGACAUGACUCAAAGUCCGCGAAAAGCUGUGGCUUGCUGGCACACCAUGAGGUAAAUCCCAAUAUGCUCAGUUGUGGAUCGAUUUUAAACGAAUUUAAAAGACAAAAAUGGGUACGAAGAUAAAUGGCACAAGAUGAGUCUACAUGUCCAUAAUUUAAUGUUAUUCUAUGUUAAACGUGAUCAUAUAAUUAAGUGUGUGUAACAAUUAAGUUAAACAUUAAGAGCUUUUUUAGAGUCUCCAAACUCGUUAUUUUAUUGUAAGAGUUGACCUGAUUUAAACGGAACGGCCUCGUCAUUACAAUAAAAAAUGGUAACUAAAUUAUACAAGGAAAACUUAUGAAUUACAUGUGUCCUUUUGAAUGUUUUUACAAGACAAUCAUUUAUUUACCAACUCACUUUUUUAACUGGCAUUUUUAAGAAUUACGAGGGAGAGCGGUCUAAAAGGAUAUUUAUAUUUGAUAUUGUUAUUCUUUGAACACUAACUCUAGUAAAACGCUGCACUUUGUAAUUUAACGAUUGUAAACUUAAACAACCAGAAGAAACGCUUAAAUUGACAUCAGGGAUGUUAAAUUUACAUAUUAUAAAAGUCUUAUGACGUCCCUCUCAUACUUAUGAUGAAUGUUGCUAUCCUUAUAUUUACACUUGAAUUAUAUCAAAUGAAGAAUAUCAUAAUCUAUUUACAUGACUGUAUAUCGAACUGUUUUUAAAUAAGAAAAUUUAUUAAAAUCAAAACUGUACCUAUAAACUAUAACGGUAUAUCAAUUAUUAUAUGAGUACCUAAAUGUUACGUGUUUCUUGGUUCGACACCCGUUUUUAGUUUCUAAUAAUUAUUGUAAACAGUGUACCUUACAGGAUUGUUGCAAUAAAUAUCAGUGAGUAUUU